UACUCCGCUCAUGUCAGGGGCGUCGUACAAGCGUGGUGAGUGCACAAAACUCCCACAAACACAGAGGUUGGUUCUGAGGAGAGAGAAGAGAAGUUAAGACAAUCUUAUUCUGGUCACCAUGGCAGGGAGGAGGAAACUUCUGCUUCUGGCUCUGCACCUGUCGUCCAUCUUGGCGCUGUCAGAAUCCUCGUGCUCCAAGGGAUUUAAUUUUGUGAACGGCGACUGCAUUGACGAAGAUGAGUGUGCCACUGAUGAAGACUACCCUGAUGACACUGGACCAUGUGGAGUGAACGCAAAUUGUUACAACACCAUUGGCAGCUUCUUCUGCAAGUGUGACAAUGGUUUCCAAACCAGCAUAAAGUCAAGCAAUUUUACUGCCGAAUCAUCUUUAAUGUGUCGCGAUAUAAAUGAAUGUUUGGAGAAUAAAGACGUCUGUACAAGACUGCAAAACUGUAUUAACACCAUUCCAAUGUACUACUGUGCUUGCAAUGAGGGAUUCGUUGCCAAUGUUAACUCUGACUGUGAUGAUGUGGAUGAGUGUCUGAAGGAAAAUAUCUGUGGGCCUAAUGCGAAGUGCAUCAACACGCCUGGCAGUUAUUACUGCAUUUGCAACGACGGCUUCGGAAGCAAGUCUGGCAGAGACAACUUCACGUUACCUCGAGAGCCAUGUGAAGCCGUAUGUUCGACUGAUGAGACAAACCACUGUGGAAAUGGAACCUGCCACAUUGGAGCCAGCGGCCCUUACUGUGCGUGCCACGCAGGGUUCACCAAUUACGGCCACAAAGCCGCCCGCUGCACGGCAUUCGAUUGUGAUGUGUUCAAAAACACGGAGGAUCUGAAAGAGAUCGUUCCCAUUGCACAUGAUCUGAUGAUGCAGCUGGAAAGAAGUUGUGAGGACCUGACCAAGGGUGAGGAUCCACAAGCCUUGGAUGACCAGGACCUGCUUUCGAGGCUUUUGGCGAUCAUGGACUACAUCUUGUCCACUAAAGCUCUUGAUGACAACAGGAAGGUGUCCAUCUUUCUGGACACAGUGGAGAGUGCGCUGAGAAUGACGGGACCUUUCAUUAAAGCCCCUAGAAUAAGGAGAUCCUCCGCCUACAUAGAACUGGAGCUGCUUUCACACAAAGGACCCACGUCACCCCAGGGAGUCGUGACAUUAUCAACUAAGCCAGUCAUGUUGAAUAUCCAGUUGGAAACAGUCGCCGGAGAUCCUUCCCAGUACCCAGGCUUCGCGAGCGUCUUCUUGCUCAGCUACGCCAACCUGGAGACCUUCACCGACAGAUUUUACAGCGGGAUGAAUCCGCAGGCCAACCAAAGCUUCGUCAUCAACUCCAAAGCGGCGACCGUCUCGGUCACUAACGCCGACACAAGUCACCUGGAAGAGCCGGUCAUGCUAACUUUUCACCACUUGACACAGGUAAACGGGUCUCGCCACGUGUGUGUGUUCUGGGACGCCUCCCGGGGGAACGGGAGCUGGUCCGCCGACGGCUGCGCAACGGUGGAGUCCAACUCCCAAUUCACCGUGUGCUCCUGCAACCACUUGAGCACAUUUGCCGUGCUCAUGGCCCUCUACGACGUAGAGGCCACGUUCGAGUUGCAGGUGGUGACCUGGGUGGGAUUGUCCCUGUCGCUGAUUUGCCUGCUCAUCUGCAUCCUGACCUUCUCGCUCAUCCGCUCCAUCCAAAGCCCUCGGACCACCAUCCACUUGCACCUGUGCGUCAGCCUCUUUGUGGCCGCCCUCAUCUUCCUCGUGGGCAUCUCUCGCACAGAGAACCAGAGUACCUGCGCAGUGAUUGCCGGCCUGCUGCAUUUCUUCUUCCUGGCCGCGUUCUGCUGGAUGUGUCUGGAAGGCGUGCAGCUCUUCCGGAUGGUCAUCCUGGUGUUCAACACCAACUUCCGGACCCUCUACAUGAUGGCGGGCGGCUACGGUGUCCCGGCUGUGAUCGUCGCCAUCUGCGCUUCGGUCAACCCCAGAGGAUACGGCACCCGGAGAUAUUGUUGGUUGAAAGUGGAUUUUAUUUGGAGUUUUUUGGGCCCGGCUUGUGUCAUCAUUGCCAUCAACAUUUUCUUCUUUCUCAUCACCGCGUGGAAGUUGGCCCAGAAAUUCUCAAGUCUAAACCCUGACAUGAAUACCUUACAAAAAAUAAAGGCUUUCACCGUCACUGCAGUCGCCCAGCUGUGCGUGCUGGGCACCACGUGGAUCUUUGGCUGCUUCCAAUUUGAGGAGAGCACCACGGUCGUGUCGUACCUGUUCACCAUCUUCGCCAGCCUCCAGGGCCUCAUGCUGUUUGUGAUGCACUGCCUGUUCUCCAAGCAGGUAAGGGACGAGUAUGGAAAUUUCCUGUCCAGAUUCAGUGCACCACCUAAGAAAAACUACUCUGAAUUCAGCUCGGUUUCCAGCAGACAGCACGCGUCCGCGAGCAGCCGGGACACAGGAGAGUCGCACAUCUGAGGAGACAAACUCUCAUUUCUCCAUCAUGUGUACUCCAACAAGCGCUGGCCAGCUGUCUGUUGAUUAAUCCACUGUAGUAUUCUUCUUUAUGAAUGUUGCCACUGCAUUAUAAGCGACUGACAUGGAAAUGUUGAGCGUUAUGAUGCCAUUUAAAGUCGGUUUUCUGUCGGCAAAAUUGAGAAAUGAAUCUGGUCAAAUGAGCUAAUUUCAACCUCCGGUGUAUAAUGUGCAAUAUGCACGUUUCUUACAUUUAUGUGUGAAAGUAGAUUCAAACCAAAAAGAAACUAAGACCUGUUUUGUCAGGUGCAUCGAUCCAGGUACUGUAACUUGCUACCCAAAACAAUCUAAAAUAUAUAUAUUGAUAUUUAUUAAAAAAUAAAUCUGUAUAACGUGUCAGACUUAAUUACGUUGUAUGAUAUUGCCCCAGAAAACGGAGGACAAAUUAGCAGAGAUUUCCAACAAGCUGUAGUGGAAUUCACUAUUGUGUUUUCCUGCUCCACUCAUUGUGCUGAAAUGUACUGUAUAUAUUUACGAGGUGUGAAAACAUUUUUUUUUAUCUCCAGGAUUUCAUUUGUGUGUUGUUUAUAAUACAGAAUAAAAGAAUCAUA
Phyllopteryx taeniolatus (common seadragon) is the source of this 3060-nucleotide messenger RNA. Its product is annotated as adhesion G protein-coupled receptor E1-like. Gene Ontology annotation, cellular component: membrane. The transcript is spliced from 19 exons. Gene Ontology annotation, biological process: adenylate cyclase-activating G protein-coupled receptor signaling pathway; cell surface receptor signaling pathway. Bases 119 to 2452 code for a protein of 777 amino acids. NCBI's taxonomy places the organism in Eukaryota, Metazoa, Chordata, Actinopteri, Syngnathiformes, Syngnathidae. Gene Ontology annotation, molecular function: calcium ion binding; G protein-coupled receptor activity. The record is from RefSeq and is a predicted model, not a curated record.